AUGGGGAUAAGUGCUAUUUGUACCUCCUCUAUUGAUGGGGUUAGAUUCUGUUUGUACUUCCUUGUGUUGAACGUUCGCAGCCCGUCUCCCCUCCCUCACCAUUUCUACUGCCCACCCCCCCACCCUCAUUGCUUUGCUGCCCGUCCCCUCGCCCUUCCCCUUGUUGCUGCCCAUCCCCCCACCCUCAUUGCUUUGCUGCCCGUCCCUUCGCCCUUCCCCUUGUUGCUGCCCAUCUACCCACCCUCAUUGCUUUGCUGCCCGUCCCCUCGCCCUUCCCCUUGUUGCUGCCCAUCCCCCCACCCUCGUUGCUUUGCUGCCCGUCCCCUCGCCCUUCCCCUUGUUGCUGCCCAUCUACCCACCCUCAUUGCUUUGCUGCCCGUCCCCUCGCCCUUCCCCUUGUUGCUGCCCAUCCCCCCACCCUCAUUGCUUUGCUGCCCGUCCCCUCGCCCUUCCCCUUGUUGCUGCCCAUCCCCCUACCCUCAUUGUUUUGCUGCCCGUCCCCUCGCCCGUUCCCUUGUUGCUACCCAUCUUCCACUUUCCUUGCUGCUGCCCGACCCCUCGCCCUUCCCCUUGUUUGCCCAUCUACUCCCCUUUUCCCUUGCUGCUGCCGGUUCCCCUUCCUUCCGCCUUGCUGCUGCCCGCCCCCCCUCCCCCCCCCUUGCUGAUAAUCGCCCCCACCCCCUCCCCCUUGCGCGGAGACGCAUCGAGGGAUGGGAUUUGUGCAAUAGUGAGUGCACCUCGCUUCUGUUUCUUGUGCCAUGCGUGGCUGAAUGCUGUGCGCUAGCAGAGGACGCGGAGAGGGCAGUGAGGGAGCUCGGGGGAAAGCGGCUGGAGAGCAAGGCAGACCCACUGACCCUAACCCACCCCCCCUCUUCCCACCCCCCCUCUUCCCACCCCCCCUCUUCCCACCCCCCCUCUUCCCACCCCCCCUCUUCCCACCCCCCCUCUUCCCACCCCCCCUCUUCCCACCCCCCCUCUUCCCACCCCCCCUCUUCCCACCCCCCCUCUUCCCCCCCCCCUCUUCCCACCCCCCCUCUUCCCACCCCCCCUCUUCCCACCCCCCUCUUCCCACCCCCCCUCUUCCCACCCCCCCUCUUCCCACCCCCCCUCUUCCCCCCCCCCCUCUUCCCACCCCCCCUCUUCCCCCCCCCCCUCUUCCCACCCCCCCUCUUCCCCCCCCCCCUCUUCCCACCCCCCCUCUUCCCACCCCCCCUCUUCCCCCCCCCCCUCUUCCCACCCCCCCUCUUCCCACCCCCCCUCUUCCCACCCCCCCUCUUCCCACCCCCCCUCUUCCCACCCCCCCUCUUCCCACCCCCCCUCUUCCCACCCCCCCUCUUCCCACCCCCCCUCUUCCCACCCCCCCUCUUCCCACCCCCCCUCUUCCCACCCCCCCUCUUCCCACCCCCCCUCUUCCCACCCCCCCUCUUCCCACCCCCCCUCUUCCCACCCCCCCUCUUCCCACCCCCCCUCUUCCCACCCCCCCUCUUCCCACCCCCCCUCUUACCACCCCCCCUCUUCCCACCCCCCCUCUUACCCGCCACCAUCCAUCAACGCGCUAGCAGAGGACGCGGAGAGGGCAGUGAGGGAUCUCGGGGGAAAGCGGCUGGAGGGGAGAUUCUUGUCCUUGCUGCGCUAGCAGAGGACGCGGAGAGGGCAGUGAGAGAGCUGGGAGGAAAGCGGCUGGAGGGGCGAGCCCUGGCAGUAGAGCUGGCGAAGAGGAGAGCUUCUUUGGGCGAACGGCUGGCUAAGAGAGGGCCACGCCCGCAAGGUGCGUGUGAAAAGGGAGAUGGGAUGGGCAUUUUCUAUUUUGUAGCAUUGGGGGCAGCACUGCCUGGCUCUGGCUCUGGGGGAGGCGGCUGGAGGGGCGAGCGACCCCUGGCGUGGAGCUGGCGAAGAAACGUGCGCCACUGGGGGAAAGGCUCGCCAAAAGAGGACCGCGGCCGCAAGGUGAGAGGGCGGCAGGUUCAUGAGAGGAGCAGGAGCAGGCAGCUAAGGGGGGAAGGGCGGCUGGAGGGGCGACCCCUGGCUGUGGAGCUGGCGAAGAGGAGAGCUUCUCUGGGCGAAGAGGAGAGCUUCUCUGGGCGAAGAGGAGAGCUGCUCUGGGCGAAGAGGAGAGCUUCUCUGGGCGAAGAGGAGAGCUUCUCUGGGCGAAGAGGAGAGCUUCUCUGGGCGAAGAGGAGAGCUUCUCUGGGCGAAGAGGAGAGCUUCUCUGGGCGAAGAGGAGAGCUUCUCUGGGCGAAGAGGAGAGCUUCUCUGGGCGAACGGCUGGCCAAACGAGGCCCACGCCCACUAGGAUUGGAGCAUGGCAUGGCACCCACAUACACAGCUGGCGAGCAGGCCUCUGGCAGUGGAGGUGGCGAAGAGGAGAGCUUCUCUGGGCGAACGGCUGGCCAAGAGAGGGCCGCGCCCGCAAGGUGGCCGGAGGGGCGACUUUUGGCAGUGGAGCUGGCAAAGAGGAGAGCUUCUUUGGGCGACAGGCUGGCCAUGAGAGGGCUGCAAGCCCACCAGGUGGAGGACCAGGAUGAUUUGACUGGCCUGCACGAGCUGGCUGGGAAGGAGCAACGCGAUGGUUCGUCCAACCAUGUCUCCCUUGCUCCAUGCCUUGCUCCCUUCCCUUUUGCUCCUAUCUCUCUGUUGGCCUUUCUUGCAGCCCACCAGGUGGAGCACCAGGAUGAUCUGACGGGCCUGCACGGGCUGGGAAGGAGCAGCGCCCACCAGGUGGAGCACCAGGAUGAUCUGACGGGCCUGCAUGGGCUGGGAAGGAUCAGUGGUGGUGCUGCUGAUCUUGCUGCUGCUUCAGUUCCUUGCACCCACCCACCCACCUCUUCCCCCUGGCCAGCCUGCACGGUGGUGUUUGGGGGCCUGCCAGCCCGCACGGUGGUGUUCGGAGGGCUCUCAUCCGCGGAAGCUGUAACCCAUGUCCUCUCUGCGGCUGCCGCCAUUGCUACCCCUGAGGAGGUCACCAACCCUCUUCCAGAGGAUGCCGUGAAGGAGAGAGGUCUGGCCCUUGAUGGCUGCACUCUCCCCGCCCUCUCUGUCAUCUUCCCGUCGGUGCGCGCCGCCCGCCAGGCUGUGGCAUCGCUGCACGGCUCUACGGUUGUGGGCGGCAUAGUGGAGGGCGGCGCCGAGGCUGGUGGCUCGGAGCAGAGCGCUACUGUGUGGGCGAGGCAGCUGGGCGGCGAGGGUUCAAAGACCCUCAGCAAUCGAGUCAUCAUUCGCAACCUGCCCUUCAAGGUGGCAGAAGCGGAUUUGAGGAAGGCCUUUGCUGUUGCGGGCUUCCCAUGGGCAAUCAAGAUACCACACGGGGAGGACGGCAGGCCUCGUGGAUUCGCUUUUGUCACAUUCACUACAAAGAGCGAUGCAGCAAAGGCUAUUGAAAAGGUCAACGGCAUGACCAUCAACGGUCGAUCCGUUUCGGUGGGAUGGGCGGUGGCAAAGAGGGAGCACAUGGAGAGUGUGGAGAAGGAGAAAGCCAAGGAGAACAGAGAUGGUUUGUCAAUGCUGUUUGAUGAUGAUGAUGAUGAUGAUGAGGAGGAGAUGAACGAGGGGGAGGAGGAUAAGGAGGAAGCGGAAGAUAAGGAAGAUGAGGAGGAGGGAGAAGAUGAGGAAGGGGAGGAGGAGGAGGAUGAGGAAGAGGACGAGGAGGAAAUGGAAGAAGAGGAAGAGGAGGAGGAGGACGAGAGGGAAGCAAGGGUGAAUGGUCUAUUGGAUUUGGAAGCAGAGGAGGAUGAAGAGGAGGAAGAGGAGGAAGAGGAGGAAGAGGAGGAAGAGGAGGAAGAGGAGGAAGAGGAGGAAGAAGGAAGUGAGAAGGAAGAGGAUGAGGAUGAGAGUGAGGAGGGAGAGGAGGACGAGGACGAGGAGGGGGGAGAGGAAGAAGAGGACGAGGAGGAUGAAACAGAUGAUGAGGAGGAGGAGGUAGAUUGGGAGAUGGAGAUGGGUGGUGGUGGCAGCAGUGGUGCCGUGCAAGGGAGUGAGAAGGAUAUGAUGCUACGGGUGCUGUCCCGAGUGGUUGAGCAGGGGAAGGGGGAGGAGGGGAAGGAGGGCGCAGGGGAGGAAGAAGGGGUGAAAGCAAAAGGUGUGGUUGUGAAAGGUGGGAAGGAAGGGGAUGCAGGAAAAAAGGGGAAGGAAGGGAAGGAGGCGAAAGAAGGAAAGGAAGCGAAGGGAAAGAAGGGUGACGCAGAGGAUAAGGGGGCAGCAGGGAAGAAGACAGGCUCUCGUGAUGGCAAGGAAGAAGAAAUGGGUGCGGAGGAAGGCGAGGUGGCGAAGGAUGGGAAGGAGGAGAAGGAAAAGGCGCCGCCAGCGACGGUGUUUGUGAGGAACUUGCCUGUGGAUGCCUCAGCUGACCGCAUUCGAGCGGCUUUUGAACGGUUCGGCAAGGUGGCUGACUGCAGAGUCGUGCUGCACCCGGUUACCAGGCGUCCCCGAGGCUCGGCAUUCGUCCGGUUCGAAACGCCCGAAGCAGCGCAAGCCGCUGUGGCAGGCUCUGUCCGAGUCGCAAAGGCCAGGGCCGAGGCUGGGGAAGAGGGUCGGAAGGGAGGAGUGGAGGAGGGGAUGGUGGUGGUGGGGGGGCAACAAGCCCUUGUUACUCUGGCAGUGCGACGGGAGGAGGUCUCGAAAGUGGUUGAGAAGAGGAAGCAGGCGGAGCAGACAGGCAAAGGGAGAGAGGAGGACAGAAGGAACCUUCACCUGCUGGAG
Closterium sp. NIES-65 is the source of this 4695-nucleotide messenger RNA. NCBI's taxonomy places the organism in Eukaryota, Viridiplantae, Streptophyta, Zygnematophyceae, Desmidiales, Closteriaceae. The record is from the annotation of a GenBank genome assembly.